Corticium candelabrum is the source of this 870-nucleotide messenger RNA. RefSeq names its product rab-like protein 2A. The record is from RefSeq and is a predicted model, not a curated record. Gene Ontology annotation, biological process: regulation of exocytosis. Lineage: Eukaryota; Metazoa; Porifera; Homoscleromorpha; Homosclerophorida; Plakinidae. The transcript has 8 exons. Gene Ontology annotation, molecular function: GTPase activity; GTP binding. Bases 40 to 711 code for a protein of 223 amino acids.
ACAACAGGAAGUGUGGGCAUUUGUGUUUGAACCAUCAGAAUGGCAGAUUCAGGAGAAUCUGACAAGCGGGAAUCAGAGGUAUACAAGGUCAAGUUGAUUUGUCUUGGCGAUAGUGCCGUUGGAAAGUCGAAGCUCGUAGAGCGCUUCUUGCUAAAGGGAUAUCAACCGCACGAUCAGUCAACAUACGCUCUGACGAGGUUUAGAUAUGAGACGAAAUUCAAAGGAAAACCAGUGGAAGUAGAUAUCUGGGACACUGCAGGUCAAGAAAAGUUUCAGACAAUGCAUGCUUCUUAUUAUCAUCAGUCACAUGCUUGCAUCAUGGUAUUUGAUAUUACAAGAAAAGUGACGUAUAAAAACUUGAGUGCGUGGUACAAGGAGUUGAGACACUAUCGGCCAGAAAUACCUUGUAUCUUGGUUGCCAAUAAAAUAGACGCUGAUUACAGCAUGACACAAAAGUCGUUUAACUUUCCGCAAAAGCAUCAUCUACCUUUCUAUUUUGUGUCUGCAUCAGAUGGAACAAACGUAGUAAAGGUCUUCAGGGAGGCAAUAAAGGCGGCGAUAAUAUACAAAGAGAAUUCAACCGAUUUUGUUGAUGAAGUGAUGAGGGAGCUGGAGGCUCUAGAUGGUGUAAAAAGUGAUGUCCAACUAGGUCGCAAUGCUGGUUCAGCAGCAAGUGGUACAUCAGUAUCUUCAAGUCAAGACAACGACUAGUCGACUGGUCAUAGUACAAUAUUCUACUGUGUAGUAUCAUUUGAACGUGUAAUGAACUGUUCAUAUUUCUCAUUACAAAUUAAUUCAAUUAAUUUUAUUUAGUUAUUAUCUUGAUUGUGUGUGUUUGCAUUCUGGCGUACUAUACUAUAUGUACUAUUA